Malania oleifera is the source of this 1513-nucleotide messenger RNA. Its product is annotated as VAN3-binding protein-like. The record is from RefSeq and is a predicted model, not a curated record. The coding region runs from base 54 to 1481 and encodes 475 amino acids. NCBI's taxonomy places the organism in Eukaryota, Viridiplantae, Streptophyta, Magnoliopsida, Santalales, Ximeniaceae. Gene Ontology annotation, biological process: leaf vascular tissue pattern formation; auxin-activated signaling pathway; phloem or xylem histogenesis. The transcript is spliced from 7 exons.
GCCUUCCUCGAUCCAUCUCUCUUCUUUAUUGUGAGCACAGCACAAUAUUAGUCAUGAGGGAGGCCGCCGUGACGGGCACCCUCCGGCCGGAGAAAGGCUCCGCCGCUGGAGUGCAGCUGCCGGAGGGUCCGCAGGAGCCAAUGGAGUUUCUGUCGAGAUCGUGGAGCGCGUCCGCCGUGGAAGUCUCAAAAGCCCUCACUCCUCGCCUUUCCAUGAUUUCAAAGGCAGUAGCGGCAGCGGCAGCAGCGAGGGCCUCCGGCGGCGCCACCGCCAUACGGGAACAUACUACCGGCAAACGGGAUGAGGAACCCACGGCGGUUUCUGGCAAUCCCUUCGCUUUUGCUUCUUCUGCUACCUCCCAGCUCGUCCUUGAACGCAUUAUGUCUCAAUCGGAAGUAUCUCCAUUAACGUCAGGGAGGCUUUCUCACAGUAGCGGACCUUUGAAUGGCUGUACCUCCCUUGCAGAAACAGACAGCCCCCCUGUUUCUCCCUCUGAAGAGCUCGACGACGUCGUCAAGCUCAUUCGCGCAAACAACACUCCACAACCCUACUACGGCGCCGUGCGAGGAGGCGCCGGGGGCGGAAGCGGCGGAGGAAAGAAGGUCGGGAGGUGGCUGAAAGACAGGAGAGAGAAGAAAAAAGAGGAGACCAGGGCCCACAAUGCCCAACUCCAUGCCACCGUGUCCGUGGCCGGAGUAGCUGCGGCAGUGGCCGCCAUGGCCGCCGCCACGGCGGCGUCAUCAGCGACCGGGAAGGAUGAGCAUAUGGCAAAGACGGACAUGGCGGUGGCGUCGGCUGCAACGCUGGUGGCGGCGCAGUGCGUGGAGGCGGCGGAGACCAUGGGAGCCGAGCGCGACCACCUUGCCUCUGUUGUUAGCUCCGCCGUGAAUGUUAGCUCUUACGGUGACAUUAUGACUCUCACGGCUGCCGCUGCUACCGCUCUCCGUGGGGCAGCCACGUUGAAGGCAAGAGCGCUGAAGGAAGUGCUGAACGUAGCGGCCGUGCUCCCGGUGGAGAGAGGAACCGGAGUGGGGAUCGGCGGCAAUGACAGUAGCAUCGGCGGCGAGACCGUGCCAGCCGAGGAUUUUCUUGGUGUUUGUAACCAAGAAGUCCUUGCCAGGGGUCGCGAGCUUCUCAAACGUACCCGAAAAGGUGAUCUUCACUGGAAAAUUGUUUGCGUCUGUAUAAACAGAACAGGGAAGGUGAUGCUGAAGAUGAAGAGCAGGCAUGUCGGAGGGACCAUCACCAAAAAGAAAAAGAAUGAGGUCUUGGAGGUUUGCAAGGACGUGGCGGCAUGGCCAGGAAGGCACUUGUUUGAGGGCGGAGAGCAGCGGCGAUACUUUGGGUUGAAGACGGAGGAGCGUGGGAUGGUAGAGUUUGAGUGCAGGAGCCAGAACGAGUAUGAUCUCUGGACCCAGGGUGUUUCCAGGCUUCUCUCUAUUGCCGCUGAAAGGAAAAACCACAAAAUGAACUGGUUUUAGAAAUUAGCUAUGAAGCUAAUUAAUUAACUGCA